Molecule: messenger RNA, 1946 nt
Organism: Glossina fuscipes
Lineage: Eukaryota; Metazoa; Arthropoda; Insecta; Diptera; Glossinidae
Exons: 2
Coding region: 39-1946 (635 amino acids)
Source: RefSeq, a predicted model, not a curated record
UCUUACUGCUUGACAACCUUUUACCGAAGCUGAGGGAUAUGGAUCUGUCAUCUUUGAGAUACGAUAGAGGCGUACGGGCGGAUCUUAAUAAAUUUUCAAAUCUUAAAUCAUUAUUAAUGCCAUAUAACAGGCUUUCAGUAUGUCAAUUAACAUGGACUAUCGUCGGAUCGAAUCAAUUAUCUCUAGCAAAUUUAGAAAAGUUGGACGUAGCUGUUAGUGAUUCCGUUGCAUAUAGCUUAGACAUGAUAGCAAUGUGCGCAUCUUCAUUACAUUGGCUCAAGUUACGCCUUGGGGUCCAUACUUAUUUGGUAUUAAAAUCUAAAUUGAUAGAAACAUUUCAAAAACUUACUCAACUGAAAGAUAUAGAUGUAGGAUGUACUACUAUAGAAGCCAAAAGGACUAUAUUAGAAAAUAUUCCGAAGGAAACUCGUCUUAGAACAAUAAUGUUAGGUAACGACAGUGUCGAUGAUGAUUUGUUAGAAUUAAUUGGACGAAAAUGGGCUACCUCCUUGAAAUGUUUACACUUGACGUGCAACGAGAUAACGAAAAACACUGUAAAACAACUAAACUCCUUGAGCGGCAAUUUGCGUAAUUUGCAAUUAAGUCAGCGUUGCAGUCCUACAGACCUCCUCGCUAGUAUAGUCCUAAAAGUGAAUAAAAAGCUAACUGAAAUAAAGAUUUUUGGCGUAACUCUGAGCGGGUAUGCACUUCCCGUAGUGGUUGAGCGAUUGCCGAAUUUGAAAAAAUUUGAUUUGCAUUUCAGCCACAAUGAGCGCGUAAUAUUUGACCCAUACAUUGACGAUUUAACUGAAGGAAUGUAUAGCGUUUUUCAGCGGCUCACCCAUAUGCGCCACCUUGUUCUGACUGCACCCUGCAUCCUACAUGACAUAAAUUGUCUUCGCUCCCAACCGAACAUAAGUAAUUUAAAAAGACUUAAAACACUUAAGUCAUGCUGGUUUCCUAUUAAGACCCUUCAGAUGUUAAAUAUAAAAUGUACAUUUAAAGAAUUAAUCAAACUUCAUCUCAAGGCUUGUCGAAGAUAUAAAAAACCCACCGUUUCAGACCUUCUAGAUAUAAGCAAAUAUUUUCCUGCUCUUGAAGAAUUACAUAUCGUUAAUUUCGACUGCAAUGACAAUGAUAUUCAAGAAGCGCAUACGUAUAUGAAAAGCUACCCUUUAGUCUUCGAAAAUCCUAAAGAAGUUCUAGAAGAACUCUUUCGAAUUUAUAUCAAACGAUUCGCGACCUUUAAUGGCGGUUCCAAAUACUGCGAUCCCCGAAAGGACAUCAAUCCCGGGAAAAUAUUAACGAGCAUUCGAAAGAAUUGGAUAAUUCAUCAAGAAGUCGCUUUAAAAGACCUUGAAAUAGCUUUACGCAAUGAAUACACACUCAACUCUGUAGCGCUAGUAGGUCCGAUUGGUGUGGGCAAAAGUUUAGUAGUAAACAGCUUGAUCGCCAACUUUCCAUGGCCUGAUAAUGUGCACACAUACGCUUGGAACACGAACGUACGAGAUGAAGCUGAAAAAUUUUAUAUGCUUCGAAUGAUUAUUCAGCAAUUCUCGGAUUGUGGGCGUAAUCUAUUGAUUAUAGAAAACCUACAAGACAGUGAUCACGCCUUAGUGCCUUUGCUUAGUGAAUUAAUUAAGAGAACAGUUAAUAAGCAUAAGAAGAUUAUCGUUUUCUACGUAUUUAAUUUAAGUUCGGACGAAUAUCUGCGAGAAGAGCAACAAAAAUUUCUCACAAAAUCUUUACCGCUCGUGAAUAUAGUCAAUUUUAAUGCAUUUACCGAAAAAGAACUUAAAGAUUGCAUAUAUAGAGAAAUGAGAGUAGAAAAAAUCAAUUUAAAACCAGAAGACUUCAAUAGAAUAACUCUAACAAUCGACGUAGCUCAAUCGGGCUGUAGAAAUGUAAACGAGAAAGUAUUAAGUUACGGCAGCGUUAAAACAUGA